Arachis stenosperma is the source of this 1463-nucleotide messenger RNA. RefSeq names its product mitochondrial import inner membrane translocase subunit TIM50. The coding region runs from base 86 to 1105 and encodes 339 amino acids. NCBI's taxonomy places the organism in Eukaryota, Viridiplantae, Streptophyta, Magnoliopsida, Fabales, Fabaceae. Gene Ontology annotation, molecular function: phosphoprotein phosphatase activity. The record is from RefSeq and is a predicted model, not a curated record. The transcript has 10 exons.
AUUGUAUUUGUGUGCGCCGUGCAAAUUGCAAAACCCUACCUGAACCCUCUCAAGUUUCAACACACAUUGUUUCCCCCAAACAACAAUGUCUCUCAGCAUUCUCCGAUCGCGAUCCAUUUCCGUCGCAGCCACCCGCCUCCUCUGCACAGCCAGUUCUGCCCCCGCUUCCGCUUCGGAGUCGGCUCCGCCACCGGAGGCCGAGCCACGCCGCCACGGUGGCUUCCUCAAGUUCGCCGUCGGAAGCAUACUCACCGGUGCCAUCGCCACUGCCGGUUACGCAUCUUACGCUUACAGUUUGAAUGAAAUAGAAGAAAAAACUAAGCCUUUCCGUGAGUCAGUGAAGAAGAGUCCAGGUGAUGGAGCUACUUCACUUGAUAAAUUUCAAGGGUUGCUAUACUCUGCAGCAAUGACAGUGCCUGCUAAAGCGAUAGAGCUCUAUUUGGAUGCAAGAAAGUUAGUUGAAGAACAAGUUCGGAGCUACACGGAGCCACAUGCAGAGAAGCUUCUUCCAGAUUUGUCUCCUCAAGAGCAACAUGCGUUUACACUUGUUCUGGAUCUCAACGAGACAUUGAUUCAUUAUAUGUGGACGCGAGAGACAGGCUGGCAGACAUUUAAGAGACCUGGUGUUGAUGCAUUCUUGGAACAUCUUAGUAAAUAUUAUGAAAUUGUCGUCUACAGCGAUGAACAAAAUACUUUUGUAGAUCCUGUCGUAGAAAGGCUGAAUAAUCCCAGGCCAACUAUACGAUUUGCGCUAGCAAGGACAGCUACGAAGUAUCAAGAUGGGAAACAUUUCAGAGAUCUUUCAAAAUUAAACAGGGAUCCUGCAAAAGUUCUCUAUUUAAGUGGCCAUGCUUUUGAAGGUUGCCUUCAACCUGAGAACUGCGUCCCAAUUAAGCCAUGGCAGCAGACCGAUAAAGAUGAUACAGCUCUGUUGGAUUUUAUACCAUUUCUCGAGUAUGUUGCCUGUAGUAGUCCAGCUGAUAUAAGGCAAGUGCUAGCAUCUUAUCAGGGAUGUGAUAUUCCAGCUGAAUUUAUUAGACGUUCCAAAGAUCACCAAAGGAAAAUGCAAGAGCAGAAAGGUCGAGGUCGCUUCUGGAGAAAUUGAUCCCAGGAUUAACGUAAAAAUGGAAAAAUUAUUGCGCCUCCUCAUUGCUGCGAGAUGAGAAUAUUUAGUUUCAUUGCAAGUUGAUGAUAAUGAUGAGUGAUUACAUUGUAUUGAUUUUAGAGAAACAUUAACCCACAUGAUUUUUCAAUUUCUGCGUUUGCACUUUUUUUUAUCAUAAAGGGAGAGAAAAACUGGCCUAAAAAAAGUUCAGUGUAAAAGGGGUCUCAAAAUUCUAGGAGAACCAGUAGGAUUUAUCUAGAGAGAAAAAUGUAAAUUUUUGGUUUUUUUUUUUCCCAAUAUUUUGCCGUCUGUUGAAAUUCUGUUGCUGUUCAAUUUAUAAAUUCCAGCUAGCUUUUGG